AAGCAUGUUCUUGUAAAAGAAGACAGAAUGUCCUUGCUUGGUGACUAGAAAAUGGAACUAUAUUUUUUACAGGGGAUAUUGAAAGUGGCUGGCUCAUAGAAGAGAUGAAUUCCUACACACCCGGCCCAAUCUAGUUUGGAGGUGAGCGGGACAAGAUUCUGACCCGACUCCACCUGGCUCGUCAGCAAUUACAAAGUGUGUAGUCCCUGCGGCUGAAACGACGUCUUUUUGUCUUACGAAAUCCAAACGCGACGUCGUUUGAACCUUUCUAUCCUCUUUUCCGGUACUCCUCUCCCGUUCUCUUCCACUACCGGCUUCUUCAGCCUGGCCUCUAAACCCCUAAUGGGAAAGUCCUAAAACAAGUCUGAUCAAAGCUCGAAAAUUCUCAACAAUGGAGACACAAUCACAAAAUCUCUAAAACCCUAAACCACAAACACAACAUGACCUAUUAGAAACCCUAACAAAAGUCCUAACCUCAGAAAACCUCUAGCUUGAAACCCUAAACCCCUACACUCCCCACCUCUCCACAGACCCUAACCUCUUAAUCUCUCUGUUUAAUUCAUAAACCCUAAUUCAAAACUCUGACACUCCUUCAGUUCUUCAAAUACCCCCUCCUUCAAUUACCCACCACUCACCUCUCCCUUUGCUCUCUCUUCUCCCUUCCCUUCUCCGGCGCUGCCAUUUCAUUACCGCCAAACCCCUCCUUUACUCUUUCAUCUCCGCCGAAAAAUCCAACUCCCUUCAUCGCCUCCUCCUCCACCCCCCAAAAACUCAAUCACCCCAUCAACUAUUUUAGCAUUCCAAAUCGUCUUCUAGAUACUUCCAUUGGAGCAUAUGUCGCGUGCGGUAGGCCCCAUCACGCUGCGCAAAUUUUUAACAGAAUGAAGAGAUCGGGUAUGCAGCCCAACUUGUUAACUUGCAAUACUUUAUUAAAUGCUUUAGUGAGACACCCUUUAUCGCAUUCGAUAAGAUUGAGCCUACAGCUUUUUUUACUGAUUUAAUUAAGAUUAGUGUUAAGAUUAAUACGAAGACUUAAUAUUUUGAUUUAUGGGUCUUGCAUGGGGAACAAGUAUGGUGAAGCAACAAGGGUUUUAGGUAAAAUGGGGGAUUUUUAUGCUCGCUGGAUAUUGUUACUUGUAUUACUAUCUUAGAUGGUUUCUGUAAGAAAGGGAGAUUAAAUGAGGAUAGGAAUUUGUUGUUGGAUAUGAAAAAUAGUGGGACCGCAUAUAAUAUAUUGAUUGUAGGGUAUUGUAGGUUAGGAUGGUUAGAGGAGUCGGGAAAGGUUAUGCAAUUAAUGUUGCAGAAUAAUGUGAUGCCAGACGUUUGGACGUGCAAUGUGAUGAUUAGUGGGUUUUGUAAACAGGGUAGGAUUGAUGAGGCGUUGAGGUUGAAUGAAGAGAUGGAAAAACUGAAGCUGUUGCUUGAUGUGGUAAUAUAUAAUACUUUGAUUAAUGGGUGUUUUGAACAUGGGAGUAGUGAGGAGGGGUUUAAAUUGAUUAACGGGUGUUUUGAAGCGUUGAGGUGUUUAUAUAACACUGUUACUUGUAAUGCUUUGAUAAGUGGGCAUUGUAAGGUGGCGAAGAUGGAUGAAGCAUUCAGAUUGAUGGAGGAAAUGGGGACGAAAUGUAUUGUGGAUGAGGGUAGUUAAGGCACUUUGAUCAUGGGAUGUUUUAAAAAUGAAAAGGCAGGUAAAGCUUUGAAGCUUUGGGAUGAGAUGAAGGAGAAAGAGAUCGCUCCAAGUGUUAUCACCUAUAACUCUAUUAUUGCAGGCUUAUGCCAAAUGGGAAAAACUGAUCAAGCAGGAGACAAACUGAAUGAGCUUCUGGAGAGUGAUUUGGUCCCUGGUGAAAUUACAUACAGUGCGAUUAUUCAUGGACAUUGCUGGGAAGAUCAAGUUGAGAAAGCAUUUCAGUUCCACAACAAAAUGGUCGAGAAUAAGGUUAAGCCAAAUGCAUUUGCUUGUAAUGUUCUCCUUCGUGGGAUAUGCAGAGAAGGUAUGCUUGGAAAACCUCUUAAGCUCUUCAACACAUGGAUUUCAAAGGGUAAUGCCAUUUCAUACAACAAGAUAAUUUUAGCCCUUUGCAAAGAGAAGAGAUUUGAGGAAGCAUCUGAUCUUCUUGCAGAAGUGGACAAAAAGAAACUAGAACCUGAUUGUUAUACAUACUGGAGAAAGGACUGAGGACGCAGAGGAGUUCAUAUAAAAAAUACUGGAGAAAGGAAAAUCAAGGAAAAUCAGAUGAUCAGUUUUUAGAAUCGAAGAGGCGGGAUGUGAGGAUAGUAAUGUUCCUCACGAACCUCAUCCAAAUUGCUUAUUCAAACAAGAUUAAUGAGCUUUGUUCUCAAGGGAGAUACAAGGAUGCAACAAAAAAUUUCCAUGAAUCGGCUCAAAAGGACAUUGUUGUACCUAAAUGUACUUGCAUUAUUUUGAUGGAUGGGCUUAUUAGGAGGAUAAAAGGUAUACUAAAAGGCGCGCUACUGAAGUGACAUUUUAGUGAGGUUCUUAUGGAAAGUUCAAUUUUGAGAAGGCUCAUCAUCAUGUUUGGCACAGAUUCAUCACGGAAUUAUGUUCUGGAAAGUGUUGAUUUGGAGAAGGCUUGUCAAUUCACCGGGAAUUUUUUGGAUCAAGUUUGUUUAUUUUAAGAAAAUAAUUCCAUGAUGGAUGAAGUCUGGCAACGAGAAGGGUCUAAUGUUUUGGUUAAGAAAUAGUGUAAAGGAUUAGUGCCUGCCUUCUGAAAGCCAAAGAAGGGGAGUAUACACCAAGCUCAAAAGAGACGAGUUGUGAUCCUACCAAAUUUCAGUGAGCUUUUGUUCCUCAAAAGACCUGAUAAUUCUUUAGUCAUUACUCCUUUUCUUUUGUAUGCUCUCGUAUUGAUUUUCAAUUUAGUUGGCCGUGUACAUAUGCGAUGAUCAAAAUUUAAAUUUUUGGUGUGCAUUUUGUAAUAGGAUAAUGACGAGCAGUUGUGUUCCACCUAGGUACAAUUACUGCAUGAAAUAGUGCAAUAAAAUCUCACUUUCCUAUUUCUGGGAUCGUUGUGGAUCGUA
Molecule: messenger RNA, 3042 nt
Organism: Populus nigra (black poplar)
Lineage: Eukaryota; Viridiplantae; Streptophyta; Magnoliopsida; Malpighiales; Salicaceae
Product: pentatricopeptide repeat-containing protein At2g16880-like
Exons: 1
Coding region: 1661-2179 (172 amino acids)
Molecular function (GO): protein binding
Source: RefSeq, a predicted model, not a curated record